AGGACCUCACAAAUGCGAGUGCCACUAAAUUUCCUCUUAUUCUUCACCGAGACCACCACCCUACGCUGGGAAAUCUCCGCUGCGUUUCUCGACGCUUUCAGUUCAGUUUUGACAAGUUUUAUUUUUUUUUAAAUCGGUGCGUAUUGAUGAUUAAACUGUUUUUUUCAGAACGAAUCCAGGCCAUAUAUUUAGUCUAGCCAGUGAGAAAAAAAAUCUCUCCUAUAUCCACAAGAUGGCCGCCGAUGUGGGAUCGAUGUUUCAAUAUUGGAAGAAAUUUGAUCUACAGCUGCUUCAGGAGGAUCAGCAGAUGAUGACUGCAUCAUCGCGGGUUUCUGAGCCCAGGUGGCAGCACUGAGCUGGUGCAGCUAGGAGGCCAAGUCCACCUUUCCGGGGGUCUAUAAGCAGCUGCCAGUGGACAUAGACCCUGCCCCCAUGCUGGAAGCCGCGUGCUGUCUGGAGGAGCGGCUGCCCCAGCUCCCGAACGCAGACUCUGCAGGCGCAGGCGUGGUCAGCCAACCCAGCAGGCACUGGGGGAGACGCCAAAAGUGCCCGGCUCAUCCCGAACGCUCAGUGGAUGGAUUGGCUACCAUGGCAUCAGAGGGAGGCAAAAUUGCAAAGCCUGUCAGAGUCAAAGCGUGCUCUGAACGGAAAUACACUAGCCAAUCAGAGGGGGAGGCCGAGGAGGCGGAGAUGGCCGUAGCAGCCAGGCUAGCAGAGGCUGAGGAGAACAUCCGGGUCCUUCAUUCAGCGCUGACAGCCACGCAGAGGGAGCUGCUGGACCUGCGCUGCAAGUACAGAGAGGAGAUGGCCUCCAAGACAGCAGAAAUUGUGGCGAUGAUGUCUGACCUGGAGAAGGCGAACCAGAGAGCAGAGACAGCACAGAGGGAGGUGGAGAGAUUGCGGGAACAGCUGGCAGCCUGCCCCCCAGCACAGGGUGCCACCAAGGAGAGGGCGGAGUCAGCGCGCAGUGCGUCACAUGUGAGCGCCGCCCUGCUGGCAAAAGACAGGGAGACAGCGCGGCUGCAGGAGGAUGUGCAGGCACUCCAGCGCACCAUGCAGGACACCCAGGAGCGCUCAGCCAAUCACAUCGCGGAGAUGGAACGGCAGCUCGCCACGAAGGCAGAAGCUAUAGAGAGGCUGGAAGCCAAACUGCGAUCUCAACUGGAUUAUGAGAAAAUUAAAACUGAACUCAGCAUUCUGAAGUCCAUGAGGAGGGUCUCAGCCAAUGGAAAUUGUUUGCAGGGCUCUCCGAAGGCUGCAGAGACCAUGGACAGAGAGAUGGUCCAGAAACGCAAAGGGGACAAGCACGGCGUCCCAUGCAGCUCUGAGGAACGUCGGUCGGAGGACGAGGCUCUCAGGGAGGGGGGGAGGCCGGAAGGGGCUUGUGGCUCUCCUCAGGGGGUCCUGCAGUUGGACAAGAGUGAAUCAACCAGCCCGGACCUAUAUCCCAGCCCCCACGGGCUCCCCCAGCGCCCUUACAAGCCGUCUCCCCUCCCUGCUGAAAGGCUGGUCACCGAGCCUCUGCUUCAGAGGCCGGUCUUCUCCCCUCCCUACAAGAAGGAAGGACCUGCUGUCUCGCCUUUCCCCAUUAACCCCCACCCCACCUCGAAGGCUGGGGGCAGGGCCGAGGAUGGGGAGGCGGAGCCUCCUGGCAGCCAACCAGAUGGCGGGGGUGUGGGAGAGGAGGAGCUACUGGAGACGUCUGAGAUUGCCCACCAGGUGAAGGAACAGCUGCUGAAGCACAACAUCGGGCAACGUGUGUUCGGGCACUACGUGCUGGGCCUGUCGCAGGGUUCCGUCAGUGAGAUCCUGGCCCGGCCCAAGCCCUGGAGCAAGCUCACCGUCAAGGGCAAGGAACCGUUCGUCAAGAUGAAGCAGUUCCUGUCCGACGAGCAGAACAUCCUGGCUCUGCGGACCAUCCAGGUUCGCCAGCGAGGCAGCAUUACUCCUCGCAUCAGAACCCCAGAGACUGGGUCUGAUGAUGCAAUCAAGAGCAUCCUGGAGCAAGCCAAGAAGGAGAUCCAGUCACAGAGAGGAAACGAUGGCAAGCCCCCCCUAGAUGGCCCUGUAACUGGUGGCGGUCCCAGCGGAGGUAACUCUGGGAGGAACAGUUCAGACGACACCAUCAAGAGCAUCCUGGAGCGAGCGCGGAUGGAGAUGCAGGCCCAGCGGCAGCAGCAGGCGCUGCAGGAGAUGGAGACAUGCGGCUGGGCCCCCAGCCACCCCCCACCGCCUCUGCCCGCCACUGUCAAAAGGGAGGAGGGGGCCGUUUGCCCCCAGGCCCCCUUGAGUGUCCUCUCCCCGGCUGCCUUUGUGCAGAGCAUCAUCCGCAAGGUCAAAUCUGAGAUUGGGGAACCAGGAGCCUACUUCGAGCACCACUGGGCCGUUGAGCGGGACGCGGCAGGCACACGGCCCUUGAGCCCCGCCUCCCCCUCACUUUCAUCUUCCUCAUCCUCCUCCUUCUCCUCUUCGGGGCGUCAGCCCGACAAAGACAGGAACAGCGAUGGUGACGAGGCAGCGGCAGGCGAGUUGGGGCCGCGGCCGGUGGUGAAGAUGGAGGCAGCAGAGCUCUCGGUCAGCGGGGACCCCCAGGGUGCCAGCGGUGGCUCGGCCUACUACGCUGCCUACAUUCCACGGGCCCUCAAGCCCACAGUGCCGCCGCUCACCCCCGAGCAGUAUGAGACGUACAUGUACCGCGAGGUGGACACCAUCGAGCUCACACGGCUCGUCAAGGAGAAGCUGGCCAAGAGUGGCAUCUGCCAGCGGAUCUUUGGGGAGAAGGUGCUGGGCCUGUCCCAGGGAAGCGUGAGUGACAUGCUCUCCCGUCCCAAGCCCUGGGGCAAGCUGACCCAGAAGGGCCGUGAGCCUUUCAUCCGCAUGCAGCUGUGGCUGCAGGACCAGCUGGGCCAGGGCCUGAGCCAGCCGGCCAAUCAGAGCCUCUGCCCAGAUACAAAUCCUGUUCCCAUGAUGUCACACUGCCCGCCAUCACCCCUCCCCAGCCCCAAGGAGGAUGGGUCGGAGCUUGAGGUGGAGCCAGUCGCCCUGUCCAGAGAGGGCAGCAAGGAGAACCAGCGUCCAGGAGGCCCCGCCCAUCUCCAGGAGCCAGCCUCCAGGGUGGCCCCCCUGCGGCCAGGCACGUGCCACGCUGCGCUGGGCAUCCAGGACCUUGUGGGCCUGUCCCCCGAGCUUGACACCCAGCUGGUCACCAAGAGGGUGAAGGAGGUUCUAACUGACAACAACCUGGGCCAACGCCUGUUCGGCGAGAGCGUCCUGGGCCUGACGCAGGGCUCCGUGUCGGACCUGCUUUCCCGACCCAAACCCUGGCACAAGUUGAGCCUGAAGGGCAGAGAGCCCUUUGUGCGCAUGCAGCUGUGGCUCAGUGACCCUCAUAACGUGGAGAAGCUGAGGGACACCAAGAGGAUGGAGAAGAAAGUCUGUAUGAAGAGGAGAUAUGGGCUGCUGGGCCCAGGUUCGGACAGUGACUCGCCCAGCAGUCGUUCUGACAGCGUGAGCCCGGGGAUGAUGCCCACUGGGGACCCCUAUGGCCCGGCCAAGAAGCCCCGAGUAGUGCUGGCAUCCCAGGAGAAGGAGGCUCUGAUCAAGGCCUACGUCCUAGAGCCCUACCCAUCCCAGCAGACGGUGGAGAUGCUUGCCUCCCAGCUCGGCCUCAAGACCAAUACGGUCAUCAACUGGUUCCACAACUACAGGUCUCGGAUGCGACGCAAUGUCCAGAAAGAGUCGGGGCAAGAAAACGACGUGGAGGUGGAACCUUGUAGCCCCUCCCCUUCAGAACAAAGUCCCGCCUCUGAUUGGCCGGAGGGACACCGGGAUCUGCAUCACAGCAGCCCUCCGGGCUCUGCUGGGGCCCUUGUUUCUGUCAAAAUGGAAGAGGAGGAGGAGGAGGAUGUUCUGGCUCUGGAAAGAUCCCGAGAACACGGAGAGGCGAAUCAUGUCAACAAGGGUGUCAGAUUCCCCCACCUGGUUAAAAAGGAAUUUGAAGACCCAGAGGGUAGCUGCAAAGAACUGUCACCUGGCCAGUGCUGUCCCAAAAGCCUUCAGAAGGAUGAGGUACCAUCCAGCCGGGGUCUGGGAGCCUUCCUGGAAGCACAGAGAGCGGCCCCAUCAGGGUCGGAGGCUGAAGACCCCAACAAGUCUUCAGUGGAUCCUGUCAGCUUCAAAGCAUCCUCGGAGCCUUCACGUGGCAGCUUGGAAGUCUCCCUCAACUCUCCAUCCGCCGCCUCCUCGCCUGGCCUGGUCGUGUCCAUCUCCCCCAUCCCAUCCUCCUCAGACCCCAUCUCCCCCAGCCCGCCAAACCCCAAUGGCGGCCGUGACUUGGACCCCCUGCUCCCACCCUGCCUCAGGCUUAACAGGAGUGCCCAGAAGCGAAAGGAAAAGGUGGCCAACUUGAACAGCAUCAUCCACCGGCUGGAGCGUGCUGCCAAUAAGGAGGAGACACUGGAAUGGGAGUUCUGAAGAGCGUCUCCCUUUACAUCUUUUAUAUGACACAAGUCUAGUUGUUUCUGAGACUCGCAUUCAACCUAUGGGAGAGUCUCUUUGAAAUAACCGAAUUUUACAAAUGGUGCUUUUUGGUGGGGGUGGAGUUACUUAUUUGGGGGUUGGGCUUAAGUGAAGAGGGCGGGGUUAUGCUCUAGGGGUGGGACUACUUGCCAGCAGAGGUGGUCUGGUACUGUUUCCCUCAACUUUCUUCCUACCUUUUCAGGUAUGGGUUGACCUUGCCACGAACUUAGAACAUGUCCGAUACAUUAGUUAAAGACUUUUAGGGGGAAAGAAAACUAUAAAUGUUUUAGGUAUUUUAAUAAUGGAUUCUACUUUCAGAUAUACUGUAUGUAACAAACCUUGAUUUUUUUUGGUUUUGAGAAAAGGAAAGAAAUGGAAAAAAAACACUGAAGGGCAAGACUUCAGAAACUUAUAGAGAUGAAAUGCACUCAGUUUGCCACUGGUUGAGAUUAGAAGACUUGUCUUAAGCCAUCAAAAAUACCAUGGUUAUUCACAGUGAGAGACUGGCAAGUUCUGCCCCCCCUUUUAGAUUGUCAGAGGCUUACCUAACAAACAACCCUCCAGACUUUUUUAGAUAGUCCACAAAGACUCUAAAUUGCAAGCAACACGCGUCCUUGGGUCCCUGGUGACACAUUGUAACACAUCUGUGAUAGGAACCGCGUGUGUGUCGUACGUCUCAUAGCUGGGCUGCCAUGAACCCCCCCCCCCCCCCCCCCCCCCCC
This is a messenger RNA of Paramormyrops kingsleyae, 5240 nucleotides long. RefSeq names its product homeobox protein cut-like 2. Gene Ontology annotation, biological process: regulation of transcription by RNA polymerase II. NCBI's taxonomy places the organism in Eukaryota, Metazoa, Chordata, Actinopteri, Osteoglossiformes, Mormyridae. Gene Ontology annotation, molecular function: RNA polymerase II transcription regulatory region sequence-specific DNA binding; DNA-binding transcription factor activity, RNA polymerase II-specific. Gene Ontology annotation, cellular component: nucleus. The record is from RefSeq and is a predicted model, not a curated record.